Molecule: messenger RNA, 1978 nt
Organism: Triticum dicoccoides
Lineage: Eukaryota; Viridiplantae; Streptophyta; Magnoliopsida; Poales; Poaceae
Product: CEN-like protein 2
Exons: 4
Coding region: 1-522 (173 amino acids)
Source: RefSeq, a predicted model, not a curated record
AUGUCUAGGUCUGUGGAACCUCUUAUUGUGGGGCGGGUGAUUGGAGAAGUUCUUGAUACAUUUAACCCAUGUGUGAAGAUGGUAACGACCUAUAACUCCAACAAGCUUGUCUUCAAUGGCCAUGAGCUCUACCCAUCAGCGGUUGUAUCUAAACCACGAGUAGAGGUCCAAGGGGGUGACUUGCGAUCCUUGUUCACACUGGUUAUGACAGACCCUGAUGUGCCAGGGCCAAGUGAUCCAUAUCUAAGGGAGCACCUUCACUGGAUUGUUACUGAUAUACCUGGGACAACAGAUGCUUCUUUUGGACGGGAAGUCAUAAGCUAUGAGAGCCCAAAGCCCAACAUAGGCAUCCACAGGUUCAUUUUUGUGCUCUUCAAGCAGAAGCGAAGGCAGACUGUAACUGUGCCUUCCUUCAGGGAUCAUUUCAACACCCGUCAGUUUGCUGCGGAGAAUGACCUCGGCCUCCCUGUGGCAGCUGUCUACUUCAACUGUCAGAGGGAGACUGCUGCCAGGAGGCGCUGAAAAUCCAGCUCUCGUUCUCCCAGUUAUGACAAAUAAAGGCCUAUGGAGUUCCAAUCUUCUUUUCGAAGUGGAUACUCGUCUGCUACAUUACUUGCUCGUGAACCAAUGCUUCCUUGCCACAUUACUUGCUCAUGGAUCUACAAAUAAAUCAAAUGCAUUUUGCAGAUUGUAUUAGAAUUAGAUUGUUUUGUAAGCAGUAAGAUUGAUAAUCAUGUUGACAAAUGCCAGUGCAGCAAGUGGUCCAUGUUUGUGGUUCCAAGUCGUGCAUUAGCCAGUUAUCACGAAAUCCAGGGUCAAGUAGACAAUCCUAACUGGCAAAAAGGCUUUAUCUACUGUAUGUCGCAUGCUGGUUCCAUGUUAUGUGCACCUUUUCGGCUUUUCUGACAAGCAAUCUCCUGUAACAGAACUUUGUUAGAUAUUGUUGUGUCACCUCAUAGAACAAUGAAAACCCUCCUAACUGUAUUGCACUGCCACUAUAUUCAGAGAGGCAUGGAGAUAUCCAACGAUCUAGAGGAUCACCCACUAGAAAUGCUAAAAGUAUGCAGUGGGAACCCCACCCCCCACCCUAUUUUGCCUUCAUCGUGUCCUUACACCCAAUGACAAAACAAUAUCCAUUUGAUACACAUUGCAUAUUAAUAAUUUACUCAAAUUUAGCUGUAAACUGACCCUCUUUUCCCCAUCCUCUAGAAAUAUGGUAGUACCUUGUACACAUUCAUUAUUUGUAGUACCUUGUACACAUUUGACAUUUUGCUGAGUCCAAGCCAUACAAGAUAGGAGGCAUUUUAACGGCCUGGCAAUUCAGAUCAAGCCUGACCUGGCACAUGUCGAAGGAUCCAUUAGAGCAACCAGCCAACCAGUUCAUUAUUAUUAUUUGGGCCAAUUCAUCCUGAACCCAACUGAUAAAAAAUAGGCAGGUAGACCUUGGCAAAUGAAUAAGACAUGGUUUGCAACUUUCAAGCGGAGGAGGUAGAUCAGGACGUACCAUUUGCUCACGAUGGUAAACUCGACCUACUUUGGACAAUUAAUGUAGAAAAACAUGCAGGCAAAUAAAUGAGGGGAAAAUAAUAUAGAAACGAACAGUUUUGGAGUUUUGGGAACUAAAUGAAAGUCAAUAGAACUGCUAGUCCGCCUGGAAGCUCACCUGGAAAAACUGGGCGCCGCAGCGCGUCCGUUUCUUCCACUGGCUCGCCCACCUCGACAGGUGUUGGACCGCAGACCGGCUCGCUCGCCGUGGACUGCAACACCCCGCACGGUGCCCCCUCUGCGACCAGGCGCCUGAAACCAUGCACCACCUCAUCCUCGCAUGCCCCUUAGCCCGGCAGACUUGGCACGAGACACUAAGUUGGCUACGGAUCCCAUGCACCCCACCAGACGACGAGCCCUCGCUUCUGGACUGGUGGCAAUCGGCGCGACACUCCACCCCAACGCCCAUGCGCAAGGGCCUCGGUACCGUGAC